CAAACUAUUGACGACAAGUCAGAACCUGCUGCCGUUCUACGGAAUCUUGACAAGGUACUUCCAACCGAACAACAAGACCACAGAAUUGUUGUAAUAGACAGGUUCUACACGUCUGCCGCGCUGGGACUUGAGCUUUUGUCAAACAACACUUACGCAGUGGGCACAAUUCAGACUCGAUGUAUCGGGUUUCCAGCAGAACUGAAAGAAAAGCGUAAGAAAAGGCCUGACGAUAUUGUUCGGGGCUCGUACGCGCUUGCCCGAUGA
Phytophthora sojae is the source of this 264-nucleotide messenger RNA. RefSeq lists its product as hypothetical. The record is from RefSeq and is a predicted model, not a curated record. The transcript has a single exon. NCBI's taxonomy places the organism in Eukaryota, Oomycota, Peronosporomycetes, Peronosporales, Peronosporaceae. The annotation marks the transcript as partial.